Molecule: messenger RNA, 2049 nt
Organism: Penicillium canescens
Lineage: Eukaryota; Fungi; Ascomycota; Eurotiomycetes; Eurotiales; Aspergillaceae
Exons: 8
Coding region: 1-2049 (682 amino acids)
Biological process (GO): double-strand break repair; single strand break repair
Cellular component (GO): nucleus
Molecular function (GO): single-stranded DNA binding; 3'-tyrosyl-DNA phosphodiesterase activity; double-stranded DNA binding
Source: RefSeq, a predicted model, not a curated record
AUGCAUGAAACAGAUGAUUACGAGAUGAGGGCCGCUAUCGAGGCUUCUCGAAGGGACAUGGAGCUCUCUCGUCAGCAUGGCAAUUCAUCCAAAGCAUCCCAUCCCACCUUUGUGGAUUUGACCGCCGACUCUGAUCACGACUCGGAUAUCCAAGAGGUUUUCCCUAAGUCAAAGUCUGUGGUCAGCUCUGAGGCGGAAGACGAUCAUGGUGAUGAGGAGCUACAACGAGCUCUGGCGAUGUCCUUGGAGAUUGACAACACCGACGGCAAGGACAAGGUUCCCGAAGACAAGAAACCUGACAUGACUUCCAUUGCUACCCAAGCUAGCUCUGUUCCAGUGGGACUGUCUGGACUUGACCGAAAGCAGAUGGAACAAGAACGUCUCGCUCGUCUUGCUAAGCGCAAGGCCGUCGACGAUGCAGCUUCCCCAGAAAUCCAACCCCAUCGAAAGAUUACCAAAGUCGCGCCUCCUUCAACGGAGUCUCCUUCGGUUCGUCAGCCGGUUAUUUCUCAGCAGCAUCUUGUGUCAAGUCCCAUCCCUCGAGCGGAUGCUGUUCCCAAACAACGCACAUAUGUCUGCCCCCAGACUGCGGCAAAUGCACCGGGUCUUGAUAUCCAGCCAACUGCCCGCCCCAUGAUCCAGUGGCCGCUCGGCGCCGUCAAGAAAACGGCACUAGAUGGCUUUCCUCGCCAGGGAAAUGAUAUCACCAUCGAAGAAGUCAUCCAACGAAGCGAGCUAGAGCUCGCUAUCUUCAGCUCGUUUUUGUGGGAUAUGGAGUGGCUGUUCACGAAGCUUGACAUCCAGAAGACUAGAUUUAUGCUUGUGAUGCAGGCGAAUGAUCAAUCUCUGCGAGACCAAUACAUCUCGGAGACUGCUGAUAUUAAGAACGUUCGUCUGUGUUUCCCACCCAUGGAUUCGCAGGUAUUUUGCAUGCACUCGAAGCUCAUGCUGUUCUUCCAUACCACAUACCUGCGGAUUGCAGUUCCCACUGCAAAUCUUACUUCCUUCGACUGGGGCAGGGAAAAUUUGAUGGAAAAUACCGUAUUUCUUAUUGAUCUACCCAAGAUUGGCAUCUCCACCCAGAAAUCCCGAACUCCAUUUUACGAAGAGCUGGUGUACUUCCUUGAGGCCACUACUCUUCACCGCAACGUGAUCAAAAAACUGGAAGAAUAUGACUUCAGUGAAACUGUACGAUAUGCGUUUAUUCAUACAAUCGGCGGAGUUAACACCGGAGAAUCGUGGCGGCGAACGGGAUACUGCGGCCUAGGUCGCGCCCUGAAAACUCUCGGACUAAAUUCACCCUCACCGAUUAACAUUGACUACGUCACAUCGUCUAUGGGAAGCCUAAAUACUGGCUUCCUACGAUCGAUCUACCUCGCCUGUAAAGGUGAGGACGGUGUACUGGACUACACUCUCCGUACGAAACCCACCAAAUCGGGGGCCGAAGCUCACAAAAAACUCGUGAAUGAAAUCAACAAAGAGUGCCUGGACCGUUUCCGCAUCUAUUUCCCAUCCGACCAAACUGUGAAAGCGUCACACCAAAACCCCGAUAAUACUGCGGGCACGAUCUGCUUUAAUCCAAAGUGGUGGAUGAAGGAGGAUUUCCCUCGGCGUGCACUGAGAGAUUGCGAGAGCUUGCGGGGAUCUUUGAUGCAUAACAAGCUUGCCUAUGUCCACCGUUCCAAGCCAAUCCCCCUGCCAGACCACAAUGAAUGCCGGGGAUGGGCUUACGUGGGAAGUGCCAACUUGUCGGAGAGUGCUUGGGGCCGUCUUACCAAGGAACCCAAAACCAAUCAGUACAAGAUGAACUGCCGCAACUGGGAAUGUGGCGUGAUCGUCCCGGUCAUCAACAAGAGCACUGAUCCAAAUGACAAUCAGAAAGCGGAGAAGGGUAAAGGGAAGGACAAAGCGCCUGAGGUAUCGUUCGAGAAUGACGAUGCACCUGCUCCUCUCCCCGUGGAGCUAUUCCAGGACACCAUCCCCGUUCCCAUGAAGAUUCCUGCCGCGGAGCUCAAUCAAAACCGGAAACCCUUCAUCUAUGGUGCUUAA